CUCUUUGAAUGAGCGAUGCAUUGCCUUGAAAGGCGGUAUGGUCAAGGUGUACAAGGGAAACAAACCCGGUGUUGAAAUGCUGUGGAAUCAGACUACCGCUCCGAACUUUGCGGUGACGUUCUGGUGGAAGCCGGACUUGCCCACUUCCUACGAGAAGAAAACAAGAAAGAGUCUUCUGUACAAAGGGCCCAAGAUUGAACAGAACUCAAAGUUGCCUUCUAACGUGCCGCUGCACAUCGAAGUGGAGCCUCAAGGAAAUGAUGUUUCCCUCAUUGUCACUGUCGCUGGAUACGAGAGCAAAGUGCCAGCAGAAAAGUGCUCCAUGCUCACAAAGCAAGAAUUUACUUUUGUUGCUGUCACGAAGCGAGACAGCUCAAUCACAGUCUGGUUGGGAGUGGACGGGAAAGAAAACUGCCAAACGAUCUGCCCAGACAAGACGCUGCUCGGAUGCAAGGAUUCCACAUCUUGUGCGACUAAAGUUCACAACUUCAACCUUCCCAGCUCGCACUCAUAUGAGACGUCAGUGGACGACGAGAUCACCAUCGUAAGCCCGUCAGCGUCGACUGACGAGAUUCCAGGGGGUUGGAUGGGGAAACUGAAUUACUUUGGCCUGGGAGGGUGGGAUCCGACGAACAAGGUACCUCUUUGGGACAAGAAGAUCCCGGACAUUGUACACAUGAGACAACCGAGUGAGUGUGGAGCGUAACUGAUGCUCGAGCGCUACUGUUCUUUUAAUGAAGCUUCGAUCGCC
Molecule: messenger RNA, 751 nt
Organism: Guillardia theta CCMP2712
Lineage: Eukaryota; Cryptophyceae; Pyrenomonadales; Geminigeraceae
Exons: 1
Coding region: 38-706 (222 amino acids)
Source: RefSeq, a predicted model, not a curated record